AUGUCCAGAAAGCCUGCUGACAGUAUUUACCCCUAUGGAUAUGGCAAAUUUGAGACAGUUGGAUCUGUCACUGUAUCCUCGCUGUUAUUGGCAGGCGCUGUGGGCAUUGGAUGGCACUCGUUUGAUCUCUUAUUAGCCACAUUGCAGACAGCAGGGCCGUUGGUAUCAGACACAACAGCCACCGUUGUUGCUGCCGCUAGUACCAAUGUUGCUGAAAAUGCAGCACCAACAGCAGCAACCGCAGCUUCUUCCCCACCACAUGUGCAUGGUCAUGGUGGUGUGUUAGAUCCUAAUGCUGCUUGGUUUGCAUUGGCUAGUGUUUUGAUCAAGGAAUGGUUAUACAGAGCUACCAUCAAGGUAGGUAUAUCAGAGAGAAGUGAGGUGUUGAUGGCCAACGCAUGGCACCACCGUUCAGACGCUUAUUCCAGUGCUGUUGCACUCGUUGCUAUUGUGGGCAGUUAUGCAGGCAUGCCCGUCUUGGAUCCUCUAGGUGGUAUUGUGGUAUCGGGCAUGCUUGUCAAGAGCAGUGUUGGAUUAUUGGGAUCCUCCAUGAAGGAAUUGAUGGAUAAAGGCAUUACACCCGAGCAAUUGGAUGAGAUUACAGAGGCCAUCAGCAAAGUCAAAGACACGGAAAUGGAUUUGAUCAACUUUCACUCUGUGCGUGGACGCAAGCAAGGGCCAUUCAACCAUGUUGACCUUGUAUUACAACUGAAUCCUGUCAUCUCCAUGGAAAAAGCAUAUCAAAUUGAAGAGUUGGUGCGAUCAUCAGUCAAGAACAAUUGCGAUAAUAUUCAGGAUAUCCUGAUUUACUUGGAAGAUGCUAAAGCAGCAGCAGCGAAAAAGCAUGAGUAUGAGCAUGAUCAUGAGCAUGAGCAUGAACAUGAACAUGAACGUGAACAUGAACAUGAACAUAAACAUCACCACGAUCACUCUCAUUAG
This is a messenger RNA of Mucor velutinosus, 939 nucleotides long. RefSeq lists its product as uncharacterized. The transcript has 3 exons. Bases 1 to 939 code for a protein of 312 amino acids. The record is from RefSeq and is a predicted model, not a curated record. Gene Ontology annotation, cellular component: membrane. Gene Ontology annotation, molecular function: monoatomic cation transmembrane transporter activity. Gene Ontology annotation, biological process: transmembrane transport; monoatomic cation transport. Lineage: Eukaryota; Fungi; Mucoromycota; Mucoromycetes; Mucorales; Mucoraceae.